Messenger RNA from Protopolystoma xenopodis, 612 nucleotides. Lineage: Eukaryota; Metazoa; Platyhelminthes; Monogenea; Polystomatidea; Polystomatidae. The record is from the annotation of a GenBank genome assembly.
AUGAGUGAUUAUGCAUUUUGCGUAUAUGCAAGCCUCUUCCUUGUCUUCUGCCUCGGCCCAGUGGCUCGUAUCCGCCUUUCUCCCUCUCUCUCUCUCUCUCUAUCUGUGCCCCCCCCCUUCGGCUCCGGGGCAACGUGAUGGGGAGGGGGGAUGCGAUCGGUAUUCGUCGGCAAUCACCAUCCCCAGAUAGGCGCACAGACUCAGAGACGAAGACACGCACAAGCAGCACAAGCGGACAGGUCGGAGAGCAAUUCGACGAGGGGCUCGAGCCUGUCCGAGGCGAAUUGCGUCGCAGGAGUGGAAACGGACGAACAACGGCUUGAGGGGCGGGAAUCGGAGCAGGCGACGGACGAUGACGACGCGAACAUCUUCAUUCGCCCCUCUAUGCUUCUAUCGUUGGAAUCGACAUUGGCAUCGUCGCCUGCUUAUCACUCUAUCUCCCCCCCAAUCUUUACCUUCGCCCUCGCCCUCGCCCUCGCCUUUGUCUAUGUUUAUUCGCUGUUGGGCCUGUUCGACCGUAGUUUAGCGCCAAAUACCGGUUUGGGCAAAAAUGAACAACUGACCGUCUGCGUUGUGAAGAUUAGGCGGUUUUCAAUGCACCCCUUCCCAUAA